CGCUGGGCCAAUUGUACGCCGCAUGGGUCUCCCGGUCGCGGCCGGCUGAGACAGUGCCUUAGACCACUGCACCACUUGGGAGGCCUCAGGGCCUGGACUUGUUACUCUGUAUGUAGUCAGAGUAGUGGUGAGUGAGGUGGAAUGGGCAGAGUCCAGUCUGAUACUGUUUAUACAUGGCUAAGUCAUGAGUCAGACUGGAUUCAGCUUAAUCCACACAUACCACAUAUCCCUGUGCUAUCACAUGUUAUCUCUUCAAGUCAGUCCGUCCGUCAGACUCCAAACACAUCCUGUGCUCUUCAACUCUGUACCUGCCUAGCCCACUACUGCUGGAUGUACAGCACGAUUUCAUAAGAUUAGAUUUCAAAAUAUUUGACGAGUGGUGUGGAGGCCAAGAUGUCAUCGAAGAUGCCAAGCUCUAACAACGUAACUCAGGCCAGAAGGACAGUACAACAGCUAAAGAUAGAGGCCAGUAUUGAGAGGAUAAAGGUAUCCAAGGCCUCAGCGGACCUCAUGCACUACUGUGGCGAACAUGCCAAGUACGACCCUCUGCUCAUGGGCAUCCCUGCCUCAGAGAACCCCUUCAAGGACAAAAAGCCUUGCGCUAUAUUGUAAUGACCCCUUUAUGUAUCUGUUGGCUUUUUAAUGUUCCUGUAUGUCUUUUUUUUUCUACUCAUCCACCCAUCAUGCCUUAAAGCCUAUAACCUUACCCUUUAAUGAAAAUGUUGUAUUUUAUCACUCACGUUGAACAUACUUACAGACAUAAAAUACAGUGCAUUGAUACAGUACAUCGUUCAGAUAUACCUUGGGACACUGACUGUUAAUGUGUGUCUGAUUUAGCUCAGUGGAUUUAGCCGUUGUUUCCGACCAUCCCUUUAACAAGUCUGUUUUAAUCGUAUCUUCUGUCAUUUGUAUUAUAAUGACCUAAUUUAAUAUAUAUCAGGCUUUGGAGUCAUGGUUGGGACAUGUGGCUGUAUUGUCUUCUUCCCAUUGACUCAUCAUUGACUCGUGCCGCGUUCACGUGCUAGUCGGAACUAGGAAACUCAGACAUGUUUGACUUGCUAACUGGUUAAACAGGGCAUGUGUAUAACUACAACCAGUUAGCAAGUCAAACAUGUCAGAAUAACCUAGUUCUGACUAGCAUGUGAACGCAGCUUCCUGCUGUUUAUUAAUAACUUCCUGGUUCAGCAGGAUGGCAUCUGGACUGUCAGUGAGCAAUGGAGGAAGUAGACCCAGGGACAAAUAUUUUCUAAAAUAGACAUCAUCAGAGCCCUCAACCUUCUAUUAAUGUAAAGAGCAUAAGUUUUUGAUUAGUGGUGAGGAUAUUUUAACUCAAUGCCAAUUGUCGGAUGGGAAACUGCAGUGUACAGCUAAGACAGGUCAUUCACAACCUCAGUAUACAGCACUCCACCCAGCCAUUUAAACCAGGUGUUACAUAACAGAACACUGUGAGCCAAGUCGCCUUAACAUAUUUACGAUAGUGAUCAUGUAAUCAAUGUAUAGGUUGGUAUUUUAAAGAGGGGGUUCAGUUACAAGUAUUAUGUUGGGAGAGACCAUAGGAGGUGCACCAGCUUGGCACAUGGGUUGUUAUUAAUGGUGUAAUAAAUUAUUAACUAUGUGCACUAUACCAUGUAUUUGAGCAGACUGGUCUCAUAGACUAGAAGUAACAUAGUAAACGUACAUCCGGGACACUCAAAUUACACUCAACAAAAAUAUAAAUGCAACAUGUGAAGUGCUGGUCCCAUGUUUCAUGAGCCGGAAAAAAAAUCCCUGAAAUAUUUCCCUACGCCCAAAAAAUGAAUUUCUCUUAAAUGAUGUGCAAAAAAUUGUUUACACCCUUGUUAGUGAGCAUGUAUCCUUUGUCAAGAUAAUCAAUCCACUUGACAGGUGUGGCAUAUCAAGAAGCUCAUUAAACUGCAUGCUCAUUACACAAUUACACCUUGUGCUGGGGACAAUCGAAGGUCACUCUAAAAUGUGCAGUUUGGUCACACAACGCAAUGGCAAAAUUCUCACGUUUUGAGGGAGCGUGCAAUUGACAUGCUGACUGCAGGAAUGUCCACCAGGGCUGUUUCCUACCAUAAGCCACCUCCCACAUCAUUUUGGAGAAUUU
Messenger RNA from Salvelinus namaycush (lake trout), 2107 nucleotides. RefSeq names its product guanine nucleotide-binding protein G(I)/G(S)/G(O) subunit gamma-12-like. Gene Ontology annotation, cellular component: heterotrimeric G-protein complex. The coding region runs from base 394 to 612 and encodes 72 amino acids. The record is from RefSeq and is a predicted model, not a curated record. The transcript has 4 exons. Lineage: Eukaryota; Metazoa; Chordata; Actinopteri; Salmoniformes; Salmonidae. Gene Ontology annotation, molecular function: G-protein beta-subunit binding. Gene Ontology annotation, biological process: G protein-coupled receptor signaling pathway.